CCCGGAGCACACGGGCGCUUGGACCGGCUCCACACGGUGACAUCAGUUUCAUCAGGGAGAGAGAGAGCGAGAUGCCUUCCGGUCCCGGCGUGGUGGCAGACCAGGCGGCGCCGCCGCGGAGCCCUCACCGGGGCAACGGCGCCGUCAUCAUGCCGCAGAGCCCGCUGCGCAUCAGGCAGGACGGCAAGUUCUACGAGCGGCUGCUCACCAAGGAGAGCUCCGCGGCCAACCUGUCGUUCCGCUACUACUGGGCGGAGCCCGGGGCGGUGCCGUUCGUGUGGGAGUCGCAGCCGGGCACGCCCAAGGACGUCGCGCGGAUGGCCGCCGGCGCGCUCCCGGCCAUCACGCCGCCGCCGUCCUACCUGCUCCGCCACGGCAAUUGCGGCGGCGGCAGGCAGGCGGCGCGCCACGACCAGAAGAGCGGCAAAAGGCACAAGCGGCGCUGCAGGCUCAGGCGGAUUAGGAUCGGCUUCAUCGCGGGCUUCUUCCGGAGGCUCAGCCUCGGGAAGCCGUGGCGGCGGUCGGCGGCGCCGGUCAAGGUUUCCUCCUCCUCCAGCCGCUGGCUCUUCUCCUCGGUGGCCACGGAGACAGGCGAGCACACCCUCCCCCACCAGCACGACGAGAUCGCCGCCGUCGCCGCGCACGCGACGACGAAGCAGCAGCAGCACAAGCCCGCGCCGUGCAGCUUCCCGGCCCCGUGGCUGCUGCGCUUCCGCAGCAGCUCCGGCAGCCGGGGCGGCACCCACGGCUGGGCGUAGAACGGUCGCCCUCAAGGGUGGUGCCGCACUGCCGCCCGGAAGGGAAUCAAUCGCAAGUCAGAAAGUGGUUUGUUAUGGUUACGAAAGACGUUGACGGUUGUGUUCGUGCGGAGACUUUGUUUAGUUGUAUCUCCCCUUCUCCAGAAAAGCCAAAUGUUUGGUGUUGCCUAGCGAGUUCUGCGUGAAAUUUUUAUUCCUUUUGUGUUCAUCGUGCUUACAAAUGUUGAAGUUCACGAGCUUGGAAUGUCUCGUCGGCGUCGUCUAGCACGCGUCUCAUGUUCAGAUAGUAUAUAUAUACCUCCACUACUGCUGUGCUUGUGCAUGAACU
This is a messenger RNA of Panicum hallii, 1086 nucleotides long. RefSeq lists its product as uncharacterized. The record is from RefSeq and is a predicted model, not a curated record. Lineage: Eukaryota; Viridiplantae; Streptophyta; Magnoliopsida; Poales; Poaceae. The transcript has a single exon. The coding region runs from base 72 to 758 and encodes 228 amino acids.